Molecule: messenger RNA, 1784 nt
Organism: Larimichthys crocea (large yellow croaker)
Lineage: Eukaryota; Metazoa; Chordata; Actinopteri; Sciaenidae
Gene: vgll4l
Product: vestigial like 4 like
Exons: 5
Coding region: 386-1237 (283 amino acids)
Biological process (GO): negative regulation of DNA-templated transcription
Molecular function (GO): transcription coactivator binding
Source: RefSeq, a predicted model, not a curated record
UGAAUAAACCAGAAGCUUCUCUAAGCAGUGUGGAUUCUGCGGUGCUGUGUGACAUUUAGCAACUCCACUUUCUACCUUUGGAGACAGGCCUGCCUACCUGUGAGCUCAUUCCGCCUAGUAAGGACAACAACAGCGCUGAAUGAACCGGGGCUUUUGAUUGGGCCUCCAGGCUGCAGCCAAUCCGAGCGCAGGGAAGGAGUCACAGGGAAAGCCACUGCACCUAUCUGCACUCACCUGAUACUUUACCUGGCUGAGCUCAGACCAAAGCAUCUCAUUACCUUUCCAAUACAAUCUCUAACUGAGGCUCAUUGUGUCCCGUAAGAUCCAGCAGUCAAGGUGUUCCUCUGUGUUUGGCUUCACUCGGACAAAGACCAGAAGAGCAGACAUGGCCGUGGCUAAUUUCCACUACAUUACUCGGAUGAGCAGUGGCUUCAAGGUCUACAUUUUAGAAGGUCAGCCACACCUCAGAGGUGAAGACAGAUACAGACAUAUCACAAAUGACCGGGCGCGAGGCCCGACGGUGUAUCCAAUCAAACGCAAGCGCAGCCACGAGAGAGGCCUGACACUGGAGGAAAGGCGAGAGCGGGCACUGAGCAGGUCCAAUGGAAGAGCUGCCCAGAGAGCUGCACCACCAGCACCACCGCAACCACCAGUGCCAGUCCCCUCGGUGUUUAACAAGCCACAGAGCCCCACGUCUACCUGGAGUCCAACACCCAGUCCGACCAGCCCUCUGCCUGCCCAUGUAUACUACACACCAGUCAUGGAUGAACCUCUUGCCCUCAUCAAGAAACCAAGGAAAGACCCAGAGAGCACAGAGGAGAAGACUAAAAGCUCUGCUGCCACUCAAAUCCAGAUGCGUCCCUCUGUGAUCACAUGCGUCUCCUCAUCAAGAACUCCAUCCUGCAGAUCUGAGGUCCACAGAGGCCACUCAUCAGUGAUUUCCAAAUGCAACUACGACCACGUAGUCGAGGAGCAUUUCCAGAGGAGCCUCGGAGCGAACUAUCAGAAAGCUCGCUCCCAGCAGCUCUCCAUCAGCGUGUCAGUCGACGACCACUUCGCCAAGGCUUUGGGAGACAAGUGGCCGCUGAUUAAAUCCAAGUCUACGUCUUGUUCCUCCACACCUCCAAGCAGUCCAAGCGUUACUCACUCCCCAACCUACAGCCACAGCCCAAAUCUUUCCCACAAAGAGUCCACCAGCAGCUCAUCGCCAACCUCCAGCCACUGGUCUGUCAAUUAAAACAAAAAAAAAACGACCUCCACGACGUGGAAAGAAACUGGACUUAAACAUUUCACAGCGUGCAGCUCUGCUUGCUGAGCAAUGGAAAACGCCAGCGCAUAGUGUUUGAGAGAGGGGCGAGCUAACAGGAUGCAGGAGUGCUGUCACUUUGGGACCUCCGUGUGUGUGUGUGUGUGUGUGUGUGUGUGUGCGCUUCAGAUUUAAGACACACUGACACAAAUGUAGCAUCAAUUUGUGACGUUUUGUUACGUUUCUGUCCUCUGCUUGUCGAUAGCGUCCCUGAGAUACUGUAGAUGGUGAUGUGGGAUGGUUGAAAAAAAAAAAAAAAAUCAGCCAAAUAAUUCCUUUACAUUUCUUUGACUUUGAGUCGUUCUCUUAAUGCAAUAACUGAAUGGCACGAUUUCAUUGUAUUAUAUUUAUGUUGUGAUACACUUGGGUUCCUUACAGUCUGAAUGACUAGCCUAUCCGCUGUAUGAUGUUACGCUUAUAAGCUGUACACAGAACAAAGACUUUCAAAAGGACUUUGUAAAAAAUAAAAAUCUCAAAA